Molecule: messenger RNA, 1304 nt
Organism: Astyanax mexicanus (Mexican tetra)
Lineage: Eukaryota; Metazoa; Chordata; Actinopteri; Characiformes; Acestrorhamphidae
Exons: 2
Coding region: 243-1106 (287 amino acids)
Source: RefSeq, a predicted model, not a curated record
AAAACGAAGAUCUGUCCCGUGAAGUGGAGGAGCUGAGAAAUCAGCUACAAGAACUACGAGUCCACACAACUUUUGGGCUGCAACGUUUCGCCGGCUCCGACGAGGACAUCCGAUUUUACACCAGGUAACGUGUAGUAAACACAGCUAGUUAGCUAUUUAAGCAAUGCACUGACAAGUUGACACGUAAAACGUAACAUAAAUAUACUUAUUUUGCCUACAGAUUCCCAAGCUAUGACCACCUGAUGUCGUUUUGCUGGCUUAUUGAGCCAUCCGUCCACAAAAUGGUUCGGGUCUCGAGAGCCAAAGCUGCAGCUAAGAAGAACGAAGACGUGACCCAUUCACGACAGUCAGGGAGGCAGGUGCUGCAGCCAGUAGAUGAAUUUUUCCUUUUCCUCGUGCAUCUCUCUGUUGGCCUGAAGGAGAGAGACUUGGGACACCGCUUUAACAUCCAUCCUUCCACAGUCAGCAGAAUAAUUUCAACGUGGACAAACUACCUUUACACGCUUCUAGGAUCUGUGUGCAUUUGGUUGUCGCAAGAGGAAGUGAAAAACAAUCUCCCUGCUGAAUACAAAGACUAUCCUGAUACUCAGGUAAUCUUGGACUGCACUGAGCUCAGGUGCCAGACACCAUCAUCACCACUCCUACAAAGUGAGAUGUACUCCACAUACAAGUCACACUGCACCAUGAAGGGCCUGGUUGGCAUAGCCCCACAUGGUCCUGUGACAUUCGUCUCCUCACUUUAUGCUGGGUCAGUGAGUGACAAAGAGCUGUUCAAACAGUCAGGGUUGGCCAAUUUGCUCACUGAAGGAAUGGCAGUGAUGGUUGACAAGGGCUUUCUCAUUACUGAUUGUGUGAAGUGCAAAGUGCACUGCCCACCAUUUCUGUCAAAGCAAAACCAGAUGCCUGCAUACCAGGUUACUGAAACCCAAUCCAUAGCUCGACUUAGAGUACAUGUAGAACGUGUAAUUAGGAGAAUCAAACAAAACAAGUUGUUUGAUGGUGUCAUGUCUCUUACCCAUACAGUAAACAUUAGCCAGUUGUUUACAGUGGCAUGCCUUUUGUCAAAUUAUCAAAACAAAGCACUGGUUAAGGCAUGGGUUAAAUAACUCCAGUCCCAGGGAGUCCAUCUCCUCUAUAGUUCUAGAGAAUCAGUUCAGAUUCAGCUCCUGAUGUGAAUAGCCAAUGUACCAAAACAUGUAAAUAGUUUGCAGCACUCACACACACACAUACUCUUCGCAAGAAUUAUUUUUGUUUUAUUUGUGCACAAUUUCAUUAAGUAAACAUAUAAUUUAAUAAGAAUAUAA